Acipenser ruthenus (sterlet) is the source of this 4143-nucleotide messenger RNA. Its product is annotated as E3 ubiquitin-protein ligase RNF166. Gene Ontology annotation, biological process: protein polyubiquitination; ubiquitin-dependent protein catabolic process. The record is from RefSeq and is a predicted model, not a curated record. NCBI's taxonomy places the organism in Eukaryota, Metazoa, Chordata, Actinopteri, Acipenseriformes, Acipenseridae. The transcript is spliced from 6 exons. The coding region runs from base 344 to 1096 and encodes 250 amino acids. Gene Ontology annotation, molecular function: ubiquitin protein ligase activity.
UUCGAACGCUUAUCUUAUUGUUUGAAUACAUCAAUCUCGCAGUAAUUAAUGUAAUUCAGCACUUCAUAAGCGCCCAUUUGACAAUGCAAAGCCAUUGGUGCGCGAUGGCUGCUGGGCGAAGUGUUUCAGGCUGAUUUAUCCUAAGAAAUAGCGAAAGACAGAACUUCAAUACACUGCUGUACUGACAAUGUCUACCACUUACUUACACGGCGUGUCCUAUUUAACGCCGCCAUUCAUGUCGCAGGGUUGAUGUCGUAUGCAAUGUUUAUCCCUGCUUCUUCCUCACAUCACAGUACACACACAGAAAUCGAGGAGAGUAGUCUGGUUUCGGUGAUUCGCUUUAAUGAUGGCGAUGUUUCGCAGUUUUGUGUCGGGGACCCAGCAGAAGCACCAACAGCAGCAGCACAGCGUAGGUGCCACAGCCGCCCCCGGUGACAGCAUCGAAAGCCAAUAUUCGUGUCCAAUCUGCCUGGAGGUCUAUCACAAACCCGUAAGCAUCGGCAGCUGCGGACAUACUUUCUGCGGGGAGUGUCUACAGCCCUGCCUCCAGGUCCCGUCCCCCCUCUGCCCGCUGUGCCGCAUGCCUUUCGACUCGAAGAAGGUGGACAAAUCCUCCAACAUGGAGAAGCAGCUGUCUUCCUACAAGGCUCCCUGCCGGGGCUGCAGUAAAAAGGUUACCCUGGUGAAGAUGAGGUCUCACAUUUCCUCUUGUACAAAAGUUCAGGAACAAAUGGCAAACUGCCCAAAAUUCGUCCCCGUAGUGCCCACCUCCCAGCCCAUCCCCAGUCUGCCUUGGUCUGUCUCCAGCAAUAUUCCAAACCGCUCAACUUUUGUGUGUCCGUACUGCGGGGCCAGACACCUGGAUCAGCUGGAGCUGCUCAAGCACUGCAUGGAGAACCACCGCAACGACCCCAAUAAAGUGGUAUGUCCUGUGUGUUCAGCCAUGCCCUGGGGUGACCCCAGCUACAAGAGCGCAAGCUUCCUGCAGCACCUCCUACACCGGCACAAGUUCUCCUACGACACGUUUGUGGAUUACAGUAUUGACGAAGAGGCAGCUUUGCAGACAGCCCUCGCACUCUCACUCUCUGAGAAUUAGAGGUGCCAGUCCGGCCUCUCUCCAUCCAGGACCAUCAUCCUUUGCACUGGGAACCUCCCUCUCUCACUUCCUGCUGAAUUCCACACUGGGUAACACCAGGCAAAACAAACAUGCUGUCCCUUUCAUUGUGUUGUAUUAUCAUGUUGAGCAACAUUUCACUGAUUUAUUUAUGUUGUUUAUUUAUUUUACCAAGGGUGGAAGCUUUAUUGACAGCCUCUGUAAAAGGAGGGGGUGCAUUGGGGCUGUUAAAGUGCAACAAAGAGCAAACAAGUGGACCUCCAAGUCAAAGCAGGCUCUGUGGUUUAUGAAGUGGUGUUGGCAGGGGCUAUGCUGUAUGAGUUUAUGUCCUCCCAAUGAGACGGUAAACCAGGGCCCUGUCUACACUGAAAAAGAGCAAAGUGCCAACCCUUGGGCCAUGGCUGAAUCCACCCACUCCCUGACCAAUUCACAGAUACUCCAGUUACUACAGCAAAGUCACUGCUGUAAAGGACUGAGAAUGUCAAGGAACUGUUAAGACCUAACUCACCCCUGCAUAAGGCUUCCACUACCCCCUUUUUACAGUCGUGAAUUCCAGCACUUUUCUACAGUAUUGUACUGCUCACAUUUUAUAGUUGACUACAAAAAUAAUAAUACAUAUAUUCUUCAUACUGCUAUAACUUGUUUGACUAGCUACAACAGUGAUUUUUAUGCAGCAUAAGAAAUAUAUUUUUGAAAACAUUUCCUUAAAAAUGGUGCGAUUUUUAAUAAUUUGAAAAAAUAAAUAAAUAAAAAGGGGGACAUUUAUUAUUUCACUUUUUUUCCAUGUUGAAGGUUUUUUUCAACUGGAGGUUUUGUGCAGUAAUGAGAGUUUCAUGAGCAGUGAAGCACUGAAUGUUCAGUUAUGAUAAUAAAGUGUGUAAUAAUAUCGCUAGGACACUAGAGGGCAUCAGAAGGCAACCCAAACUCGCUCCUGUUGAUUUUUGUGAUAUACAGUAUAAAUAAAUUGAAUAAUUUUUUGACACCUUAAAAGGGAGGGUGGGGGUGACAUCUUGCCCGUUAUUUGCAUUUAAUAUCUACAAACUACAACAGAAAAUAUAUGUAUGGUGCAUACAGGUACCAGCAACAAAAAUAAGUAUUAGAAUUAUUUUUUAAAAAUUCAAUUAUAAAAGUCUGCACCCCAAUAGCUUGAGCUGUACUACCCAAGUGGUGUUACAUGAUGUACGAUUCCUCGCACCACCUGUGAUAUACGGGAAAAACGUUUUUACUGGUGGUAUUCACAAAACUCUUGAAAGGUUUGCUGAUGUUCGGUGUCGGCUGUUUUCAAGGUCUUCCUAUUAGAAAUGCGGUAAGCAAAGUAUUUUUUUUUUACUAUUUACAAUAAACGUGGUUGGGGCGAUAGAGGGUCCAAAGCAAGACACAGUAGACCUUCCAUUUGCCAAAUGUAAUCAACACAUAAAUAAAGCAAACUAGGGCCUGCAUCCAAUCAAUCAAAUCAAAGUUAUAGCUUCAUUAUGGCUUAUGUAGCUACUCCAGUGCUGUCAGUUCCUGACUUGGGCAUCAUUUCAAUCCAGAGAUACAUACAAAAUGAAUAUGUAAAAAACUAAAUAAUUAGUUCUUUGUUUUCAUAUAAUAAUUUUGUAUGUUGCAUAAUUUAGUAAACUUGCACAAUCCUGGACGGACUGAUAGAAGGAGGCCCGCGAUGGAGCAGGGUUGUGAGUUUUAGGGUUGCACUGUUCAGAUCAUUAUUUUUACGUAGCAGUCAUACUGUAAUAUUUCAAUGAAUUCAUGUAAAGUGGCAGCCUACUGUAAAUCGGAAAUUGCCCACGUCACAUUUAAAUGUUCAAUAACUAUAGCUUUAAAUAGUUUUAACAUUUGUAUGUUAAGGUAUUGCUGAACAAAUGGUAAGACAAAAUGUAUUUGGAAUAGUAAUUAGCUGCAGCAGCUUAACACAGUGUUAGGCACUACUAACUCCAGUAGGCUGAAAUCCUGAUUUUGUCCAGUUUUGCUGGAGGCUGUUGAAGUGGUAGCACUUCAAUGUUUCAUACUUUCACCCAGUAAGCGUUUCUAGAAUAAUCAGAAAGCAUUGGGAUUUUAAUAAAAUGCGUUCACUCUACAUUAGGGAUAUUAAACAAUAAUACAGAACUGCUGAAAUGGUCAGAAUUUUCUAAGUGUUGAAUUAGUACUACAGUCUCAGUUUUACAUACAUUUUUUAUUUUAAAUCUAGCUUUCAAGAGUGAAGGUAAUAUGCACAAAAUAUCUUUUUUAUUAUUAUUUUUACAUACAGUUGUAUAAAGUGUCUUUUCUGCACAUUUUUAAGGUGUUUUUUUUUUUGGAGGCCUGGUUUACCUGUGUUGUAUGCACUGUAGUUCUCAUUGCGUGUUACUGUCCAUAGAGAUAUCUGUCCACUAGGGGGUGCAACAUUUAUAUAAUUGAGAUGUACCUGCAUGUAUGGUCUGUGGCAUAACCAAGUCUUUGAAUGAAAUAUUUAUAUAAAAAACAUUGUUGUUGAACUUUUUGUUUUCCUGACUUUGAUCAGAAUCCAGUGGCUUCAGUUUGAGGGAUGUACUUCCUCGCCCCAUUCUUCUGUUUAUUUUAAAGACUUUACCUGGAUACAGCCUUUGGAUGAUGUCACCUCCUUUACAAAGGUGUCCAUUCCCACUUCCUGUGUGUGCAACAGAAGCCCAUGUAACCCACAUAGUUUCCUAUGUGCAUCAUAGAAUUGUGUAAGGCUCAGAUGAGUCCUGUAACUAAAAGUGAUUAUGGACAAAUAUAAUCAUUGUGAGUAAAGCAUAAAUACAACCAGAAGAAUAAAAACAGGGAGAGAAGUAUUUUAACUCUUCCAUGGAUUGCAACCAAAACUCACACAUUGCAAAUAUUAUGUUCAGAGUUCUAAAAACUUGUUUGUAUCCAUUUCACUUUUUUAUUCUUCUUCUUCUUAUAAUAAUAAUAAUAAUAAUAAUAAUAAUAAUAAUAAUAAUAUUUGAAAUAACAUUUUGAAGUUGUUACAUUAUUUGUUAAGUUUAAUAAAAUACAUUUAUUAUGUAUUUGUAGCAAAAAAAAAAAAAAAA